UGACAAGCAUACGCAAGUCUUCGUAACGGUUCGGGGAACAUUCCUUUAUCAAUCGCCCGCACGCCUAGUGAUUUCCUAUUCUUCCUCCGUUCCCAUUACCUGUUGCGUGAGCAGCCAGAUGGCUGCUACAACAUCUGCUGUGUUGGUGUCUUCAGGGGCCACUACUCCUGCGGCCUCAUCGAUAGACAUCAAUAACGUCGAGGCAAAUGAAUCAAGCUCUGAUCCGUUCAGGUACAGUCACGGCCUGACUGGUGUCGACCAGCCUGCGAAUUAUCUUUACGUCAAUCUUCUCAUCACAACUGUCUUUACUAUCGUACUCCUUACUAUCGCCUACCGCAUCCUCACCGCUAUCCAGCGUGAUCGACGACAGGUCACAGCUAUCAAUUCUCCACCAACCUUCAAUCAGGACUUCUGGGCUAAGAAUCGAUUCUUCUGGUGGGGGGAUUUUAAGAGAUAUCUAGUCUAUUCCCCACUAUGGAGAACACGCCACAACCGCGAAUUCCAGAUCUCGAACGCUGUCGGCAUGGGGACACUCCCAUCCAGACUGCAGCUCAUAAUUAUGGUUGUAUACAGUGUGAGCAACUUAAUCUACUGCUUCAGGAUCCCGGAACCACCAGAGCACGAUGACUUCCACAACAAGAAAGAGAUCGCAGCUUUCAGGGGACGCUGUGGGUCGCUGGCAGCAUUCAACAUAAUCCUGACCAUACUUUUUGCCCUUCGAAACAAUCCCUUCAUCUGGUUACUUCAUAUCAGCUAUGACACAUUUAAUCUCUUCCACCGGUGGACGGCUCGCCUUGUCUUCCUAGAGUCUGUCGGGCACGUUGGAGCUUGGAUGUUAAACACCUACCGGACGUCAGACGAUGGAAUGGGCAAGAUGAAAAGCAUUAAUUGGGUACUUUCCCAAUCCGUGUCGUACCAAUGGGGACUCUCAGGGUUCAUUGCCUUUUCCAUCCUUAUGAUCCAUUCCCUUGGCCCGCUGAGACACGCUUUCUACGAGACCUUUCUUACCCUCCACCGGCUCAGUAUCGCCGCCGCCCUCCUCGGGGUCUGGUUUCACAUGGCCAAGCACGCACUUCCACAAUUACCCUGGGUGUAUUUAUUCUUAUCCUUUUUGUUGCUGGAAUUCCUUGGUCGAGCGUUUCGGAUCAUUUACUACAACUCAUCUUGGAAACGACGAACAUGGACCAAGGUCACCAUCGAGGCCCUUCCAGGAGAGGCAAGCAGAGUAUCAUUCGAACUCGCACGGACGUGGACCGCAAAGCCUGGGUCUUCCGCCCACAUAUAUCUACCAUCAAUUGCAUGGUUUGCUUCGCAUCCUUUCUCAAUUGCCUGGUCGAAGCCGAGGGAGGAUGUUCAGGUGAACGACGAGAAAUUACCGAAAACGAUCAAAGACCUUGAAAUCAAAGAUGGACCCAGUACCGUCUCCUGUGUCAUCCGUGCUCGCACUGGGAUGACCCGCAAGCUCUACAACAAAGUCUCAGGAUCAAAGUGUGGGACUGUCCAGACCUGGGGGAUUGUGGAAGGUCCAUAUGGGGGCUAUCACUCUCUGGAUUCCUACGGAACUGUUGUUCUUUUCGCUGCUGGCGUGGGAAUCACCCAUCAAAUCUCCUUUGUACGGCACCUCCUCAUAGGCCACAAUAACCGCUCUGUUGCAGCGAGGAAGGUCUGUCUAGUCUGGUCUGUUCAAAAUCCAGCAAUGUUUGAAUGGAUACAACCCUGGGUAGACGAGAUCAUGGCUUUGCCGAACUACCAGGAUGUUGUUCGCAUCCACCUCUACGUUUCGAGAAGGCAACCCAGCCAUGAUAGCGCUGCUUUGCCCGCCGGCGUGGACGUCUGGUACGAGCGUUGCAAUCCCCAGGAAGUGGUUGACCGUGAGGUAUUGGCGCAGGUUGGCGCCAUGGCGGUUACAGUGUGCGGCCCUGGGGCUUUUAGUGACAGCGUCAGAGCGGCAACACGGAGAAGGACAGGUAUCCGAAGCGUUGAUUUUAUUGAGGAGGCGUUCUCCUACUGAUCUGGGUUUGAGGUGACCGAUUGACAUGACUUAUGACUCACUCUCUUGCCAUUUAGCCUUUUCCUUGUACUGCACAUGGGACCUAGAGCGGAACAUCAACAGGGAGGACGUUAGAUAUGGAACCUGUUACUGGACUUGGAAAGCAUACGUAGAAUAUUUGUAUCGUUGGCUUAUUUGGACAUGCC
This is a messenger RNA of Lindgomyces ingoldianus, 2196 nucleotides long. RefSeq names its product ferric reductase. Bases 119 to 2011 code for a protein of 630 amino acids. The transcript has a single exon. Gene Ontology annotation, cellular component: plasma membrane. The record is from RefSeq and is a predicted model, not a curated record. Gene Ontology annotation, biological process: copper ion import; iron ion transport; intracellular iron ion homeostasis. Gene Ontology annotation, molecular function: ferric-chelate reductase activity. Lineage: Eukaryota; Fungi; Ascomycota; Dothideomycetes; Pleosporales; Lindgomycetaceae.